Messenger RNA from Pezoporus flaviventris, 327 nucleotides. RefSeq lists its product as uncharacterized. Lineage: Eukaryota; Metazoa; Chordata; Aves; Psittaciformes; Psittacidae. The transcript is spliced from 2 exons. Bases 38 to 313 code for a protein of 91 amino acids. The record is from RefSeq and is a predicted model, not a curated record.
UACACACGCAUGGAGAGGGAUGCAGUGAUUUACACACAUGUGCCGCUCCUCACCCAUCCUGCUGCAGGUGCUGAGUGUCAGUGAGGAUGAUGAUGAUGAUGAUGAUGAUGAUGAUGAUGAUGAUACUGAUGAUGAUGAUACUGAUGAUGAUGAUGGUGGUAAUGGUGAUGCCCACAAGGAACCCAUCCGGUCCCUCCAUCCCUCCGCUGCCAUCCGCAGAAGUUUCCUGCUCCCCGCCAGCAGCGGGCCCUCGGACAGCAGCGGCUUCGGGGAGGAGGCGGUGCCGGGGCUCAGCUCCCAGCCCAGGGCCUGAGGCCACCGCAGAGG